Molecule: messenger RNA, 7197 nt
Organism: Acaulospora morrowiae
Lineage: Eukaryota; Fungi; Glomeromycota; Glomeromycetes; Diversisporales; Acaulosporaceae
Source: the annotation of a GenBank genome assembly
AUGUCAGAGUACACAACAGAAGGAAAUAUUGCAAACUCAAGAAAAUCCUCCCAGCUUUUGUUCUUUGGUACCUUAACAGCAAACAACUUUGACAGCAAUGAAUCGCCAACGGAGUCAAUAGAAUGCAUAAGAUUCCAGCAGCGUGUUGUCUUAUCCGAAAUUAGGAUUGUACCAAACGAUUUUCGUCCAUUUAAGGGAAGCCGUAAAGAUCAUGCCGGUCAAACUUCGCCAAGUAAAUUCGAACUUCACCUUCUCAUUCAUAAGACACUUAUUUCGGAUCCAACCAAGCUUCUUGAAAAACGACCACCUACAUUACCUUUGCAUCCUUUGACAAUUUCUUUUGACGAAACAAAAGGAUAUUUGAGUUAUGAUCUGACCCUAUUUCCAGAAGCAACCACAAGAUUCAUAAUUCUGCGCGGGAAUUAUCACGCUGUAACAUUGUGCGUGUAUGGUAGAGUCGUGGAAACUAGAUCCUCUAUCUUAAAAAGUAAAGGACAAUACUCCAAUUUAUUGAAUAACGAAUCACAAACAAAUAAGGAAGAAAACGAGGAUAGUUCUAUCCAAAACGGAACUGAUUGUUUUCCUUUGAAACAACCCUUAUCAGAACCGCGAUCUCCAUCAAAACUAGUUAAUAAUCGCGCAAAAACAGUUAAUAACGAGAUUUCUGGUGAAAUUAAGACGAUCGCGCAAGAAAGUGAGAUUACUUCGACCGAUAAAAACACUAUAAAACCUGAAAAAUAUAAUCGUGAUAUGACAAUGGACGGUGUUCAGAAAGGACAAACCAUACCAUUUAUGGAAUCUACUUCUAGUGAUGUAAUUCUCGUAGAACAAAAAACACCUGAACAACAAACAGUUCCCAUGGAGAUGGAUGGAUUCUAUUCGGAUGAAGGAUCGAGAGACAUUUCAGAUGUUGAUCGUGUUGGGGUCUUAUUAAAGAAUGAACGCCCCGGUGCCUUCAAAAUUCUGAACCCGUUAAACUCGGGAAAUAAGGAUAUACUUGUGUAUCACAAUUCGCCGGACGAAUCCCUCUUAUCUCACUCGUUUUUUGAUCAUGAGUUUAACAAAGCCUGGGAGGACUUUUCCCAUCACUUAGAAGAUCUCAAACCUUUGUUAUCCACAAUAACGGACGAGAAUGUAAAAUAUAAUGGGAACGUUGAUGAACGUAGUGUUGUAAAUGUGAUGGCGGAACUACUUCAGCAGAUAACUGAUGUAGUCGUUGAAGGAUGUCUUUGGGCACGAUUCCGAGGUCUUGAGUAUAAUGAUAAACUAGAUAUAUUAGGAAAAUGUGUUCUAUUCGCGUUAGACAUUUCAUCGGGAAAGUCUUCUAUAAAAUUAUACGAAAAUGGCCUUGGGUUGUUCAGCAAACUGUGUGCAUGUGGUGAGAAUUUUCUAUGUUCUUCGGCGGUUCAAUCCUGCUUGAAGCUUGUGGUCCCUCUAUUAAAUGAACAACACGUGUCCUCGACCCUACAGUUACAAAUACUUCGAGCAUUAUUGAAAAGCAUGGAUGAAACAAAGGUGGUCGAAUGCCUUAUAGGGUGGUGUGAUCGAACUCAUAGUUAUGAUUCAUUAUAUAAAACUUAUAUCUUACCAAUGCUACAAGUCAAAAGGUUACCUAAUAGAAUCUUGCAUUUACUCCAAGCGAUCGUCCGUAAAGUUUCGGUGUACGAAGCAUGUACAUUAAUUCAACAGGUUGCAGAUAACGAAUUACAGAAUGAAACCAGAAAAAGAAAAAAGAAAUCAGACGAAACGACGCAUAACGGAAAUGUGCUUAAGAAUGAAAUUCCUAGUGAAAUUGCGCAGCAAGAUAUUAAUUUCAUGAUGUUGGAGGAUAAUAUACAGGAUCAAGAUGAUGCUGAACUAAUAAUUGAGCAAUUGAGUGAUUGUCUGCAGAUAAUAUCCAAGGCCGCCUUGUAUCACAUGGCAUUAGGCUCAAAUGAAGAUGUUAAUCAAGAUAAUUAUUCCAUAUUUUCAUUUCAAUAUCUUACAUUUUGUCGACUCUUUCCAGCAAUCACAAUCAUAUUAACGUCUCAGAAGUUGCGGAAUUGUUCCCGAUUUCACGAGUUUGUUAAUUCCCUUGGAAGGUUAUGUGUUGUUUUAUUGGGAGAGCAGGCGGGUAUGCUAUAUCUAGCCAAACAAUUGCAACAAUUGCGCGAUCCAUUUUGCGAUAGUUUAUUGGCCAUUUGGGCAAACCUUUUAUGUUAUCAAAGUGAUGUUACGGAUUCUCCAGAAGAAGCGGAAGAUACAGAUCAAACUUCCAUGCAGAUUAUUAAUGAAAGGUGGUCUGAUGUAAAUGAAAUAAGAAAAACCCCGGGUAUAGGUGAUAUCUGGUGUGGACUAGGCCAAUCCACAACGGGUGGGAAUUAUGAUGAGGAUUAUGACUAUAUUUGCGACAAUGAGGAUGACUGCUUUGUAAAAAACAACCACGAAGAGGAUUCUUAUCUGAAGAAAGCUCGACAAAUACUAAAAAUGAAGAGCUACGGAGCCAUGGGAUCAGAAUCGGACUGUCUGGACAAUUUUGCCAUUCCCUCCGAUCAAUUAGUUAUUCUACUAGUUUAUCAUGUAAACUCAAUAGCCAUUGUUGAAAAACUUUUAGAGAUAGGGCGUCAUGGAUCAGAAAAUCCAAACUACGAUCAUUACCAAAGGGUUAUCACAUUGUUAAGUGAUCUGUUCGAGAUGACUACAUUUAACGUGGGAAAACAGGCUGUGGUGUCGACACUUAUACAUCUUGAUGCUCUUCCAACCAUUAUAUCUUAUUUGAAUCUCAACCCUUCACAAGAAGGAGCGUCGCCUCCUGAUCCAAAUUCCAUCUCAAGUGCAAUUAGCCGAGUAUCGCUAGAAUUGCUGGAAGCAGUGGUUAAAUUUUUCCCGGCAUUUCCUUAUUUGUUAUCUUCCAACAUACAUGAACUGUUGCCUUCGUUUACUUCACAAGAAAAUAACUUACGUAUUUUAUGGGAUCCAAUUGUGGUCUUUCAUGAGACUGGAAACAUUCAAGGAGUGAUUGAUAUUAUAAAGCAUCAGAAGUAUUACCCUGAAUGCUUACGGGAUCACAGCGCAGUAAACCAGAUUUUGGUUGCACUGAGGUUGCUCUUAUCUUAUACGUAUUUGGAAGAUGGAAUUUUACAAAUAUUAAAGGCACGAAUGGAUGACUACAGUGGUUUGGACAAUGGUGAUAGUUUCUUCGUGUUCCUCUUGAGAUUAUUGAAUCAUGCAGCUGAAGUACUUUCGGACAUGAACGAUUUCGUGGUUUAUACCGACCACCAAACCACUUCCGACCUUACAUCCAACAUAGAUGAUAAUAAUCAUCUUGCGCAAGAUGAAUUCAGAAUUCAAGACGCGAUUAAGUUUUCCGGUAACUCGAUAGAAAUCAAUAAAAAUGAUCAUCCUCAAAACUCAACAUUUGCGUCAUCUUCGGGAGUUUUCCUGUCUUCUGAAAUUAUUGAUCUUCGAAAAGAAUUACUCGACUUGGUGUGGUUUAACUUAAUAUUAAUAAGAAGAUUUCUCAAAGUCGUUUAUGGUGAUCUAAACAGUAACGUUGCCAAACGUCAUUUUAAAAAUAUCUACGGAAAAGAAGAAUUUCCCGACGACCCACUUCCAUCUCAGAAAAAAUCUAUGACACGGAGUUGUAUCGAAUCCUGGUUGGCGAUUAUUGUUGCUUUAGAUCAUUUGGAUGGGAGGUUAAGCGAUCAACUCGGAGCCGUUGCACUGCUCGGAAAUGAUCAUCCGGUGAAAAGCGGACAGUCUGCGCAAAUCGCCAGAGUCCGUGCCCUGUUGCUAAAUAUGUUUGGUCUUUUAACCCAAGUAAUCAUCGAGGAAAAAGAUUCCACACGAAGUGAGCUCCAAUAUCGUUCCCGACUUUUCUCAAACUUUUCUGGGCGACACGUAGUAAAAUAUUUAAUCGAUUUCAUAUUUGAUGCACCCAACAAUUUCUUAAGUGGACUGCAUAUCCUUAGUGAAAUAUUGCCUACACCCCUUACUACGUAUCAUCGAUUGCAUGGAUCCAACGUUCAAAAGAAUGAUAGUUCGCCGAUUGGAAACGAUAAUUAUUUUGAUACUUGUGAACCGUCUACCAGCUUGAGCGACUCUCAUCCUGAAUCCCAAAUGCUGCGUGACUACUGGAUCAAUCAAUUGAUUCCUUUGAGAGAUGAUUUGAUGCAACUUGUUAAAUGCCUUUCACCUGCGAGUUCAAAAGUUAUACAUGUCAUGCUCAGAACGGUAAUUUGCCAACUCGUCGAUCUCGAUGUACAUGACCGAGGGAUAGGCAGAGGAAUGGCUAAAAUUCUCAUCAAUGGAGUUCAUGAAACUCUCGUGGAACUCCAACUUACCUUGGAUAAAGUUGACAACAGAAGGACGAAUAGCAGUAAUAGCGAUGAACCUGAAAAAAACAUGGAGUCAAUUGAUGAGAAUUCGGUCGAGUUCGGCGCUAAACUAUCAUUACUUGGUCGAUGGUUAAGUAUGUUGAUAUCAUUAGGAGGAAACUCUUUGGGUAGGGCUCUUUUACUUGACUCACUAUCUGGCACCAACGAAACGAUUCUACUGGCAGAGAAAAAAACAUCUGAUAUACAGCGUGGCCUUAUUCCUAUGUUAUUAAGCUUGAUUAACGCGAGCAGUGACUUGGGUUUUAUCUAUGAUUUGAUAGCAGAAUUCUUUUUUUCAAUUUGUAAUCACACCAUAAGUGUCCCGGGAUCGAAUAUGCCCGGAAUAGAGGAUCUUGGUCUCAUUAUAGAAACAUUGUUGAAUUGUGUGAAGCAAGGAAAAAAUGGGAGACUCCAAGUUCAAUCGUUACUUAUUCUACAGAAAAUAGCUGAAACAGAAAUAGGUGCUUUGAUUAUUCUGACAAAUCAAGAACAUUGCCAACUAAUUAGCAACAUGAUCACUUGGGUCCCCGAAAUCUUAAGCUCUUCGGACUUAGUAAUGCAAGAUUUAAAUAUUGCAUAUAACUCGAUUGUCUUUAUACUAAGGAUUAUUACAUAUGUACCCUGUGAUCACAAAAGUCAUGACGGCCCCGCUGAAGUUGAUAUAAAGGGACAUAAAUCUUUGUCCCUAUUGAUUAAUGCCCACGACAGCCCAGAAAUUCUCCUUAAGACUUAUGAAUCGGUUGGACAACAGGUUCUCGAAUUUUCAUAUGAACGUAACGAGAAUGACGAAAUUAUAUAUGACCUUAAUAUGUGCCGCUCCAUUGCAAAUGUUAUUCAAUCAUUCAUACAACAUUUAAAUUCAAAUAUCCUUAUGUCAAAUCGAUCGAAUGAUGUUACCAGUCAAGAAGAAAUUAAGCAAGAAUUUAAGAUGAGAUUGGAUAAGGUGCUCGAAAAUAGAAGCCUUGAUAUCCACCAGGAUUAUAGUGGGUCGAAAAGCAUGGGGUCAACUAUUGAUGACUAUCCAGAAAUUCCUUUCUACGAUGUGAUUGAUGACCCAGCAGGAAAGGAAGUUGAUGGCGGAUUAUUUAAUGAACCUAAUAUUGAGAUAGAUUUCGAAGUAUUUGCCAAGGAGAUGCUUCCUAAUUUCCAAUUUCAGAAAAAAAUGAAAAUGUCUGGUGACAACGCAACCAAAGGCAGAAAACUGAAGUCUCGUACUGUUAGCAAUCUUGGUGGUGUUGCUUAUGAAAGUAAUGCCCGUAGAAACCUAGGCGGUGGGAAAACGUAUCAAAAGAACGAAUUUCGCAGUAUCCAUAACAAUCGUAAGGCUAAUACCAGUCGUCCGCCAUCAGUUCACGUAGAUGAUUUUAUGUCCGGGAAAAUUCCCGUCAAUCAACAACACCCAGAUAUGUUAAAUACUUCAUCAUUGCCUACAACUAAUUCGACUCCAAAUAAACGUGGAGGGAUAACGACAGUUGUUGGUUCUCAAAUAACUGCAAGCAACCGUGGGGGGCGUGGUCGACGUUCAAGCACUAGUUCAGUUGUUACAUCGCGUGGCGCCUCCCGUGGAGCUAGUAGUAGUGGCCGAGGGGCAGGUGGAAUCGGAAGAGGUGGAAAUACAAAUACAAAUAUUAUGGGUGCUUGGGAAAUGGGAAAUAAUACUCCGUGGACUGGAGGUCCACCAUCACUUCCCGUGAUAAUAGCUCCACCAAUAUCUAAAUAUAUGGAAUUUGAUAGACAGCGAGAUUAUACUAGAUAUGAUGGUCAAACGAUGAGAACUGGGUAUUAUGAUAAUCAAUAUUACGGUAUGCCUUCCCCAAUAGCACCACCGUAUGAUCGUCCCCCCGUACAACAAUCCGCGCCUGGUGUGGGACCUCGAAUUAAGGGUGCAGGGGAUAAUAGAGGACGAACAGUUCCGCAAGAAUGGCCUCGCUCUAUGGUCUCACAACCUACACGAAGGCCAGAACGCCCAUUCGCAUUUACAGACCCUAAUCAGAGGGUUGCUGUUAUUUCUAAUCAAAUUGAAAAGGACAGUGCAACUGCAAUUGAGGAUCGCUCACAAGAUGGAGUGUCUAAAUGUAUAGCCACCCUAAAAUAUGCUGGAAUUAAAAUUUGGAUCUUGACAAAAGACAAAAUAGAAACAGGAUUAGCAUUGGUUUCUUUACCUGAGUCCCGGCGUAUCCUACGACUCACAAGAACAACCUUUAUCUACCCUACUACUCCAAGAACACCUUUGCUGCAACAAUAUUUAUCUUUUCCAAUUUCACCCAAAACACUUUCUUUAACACCACCAGAAGCCAUAUAUCAUCACAAAAAUUUUGAUGAUUCACCAGCACUAUAUUUAAAAACAAAGAAUUCUCGCCCAUUAAAUGAGCAAGAUUCUAUGGGAAGAGAAAUGGAUGAUACAUUAAAGUAUUAUUAUGAUAGUGAGACUGAAGAUAGCCCAAAUGACAUUGCCAAACCAGUAUACUCUGCUGAAGCAUUUCCUGUUAAAUCAAAUUAUGAUUAUGUUACAUGGGGUUCAGAUCAUCAAGUAUUCGUGUCAAAGAAAGAAAUAGAAGAUAUUUUUAUUGAUUUGGCCAAUAAAAUUGGUUUUCAAAAAGAGAGCAUGUGCAAUAUGUAUAAUCACCUCAUGUAUAUGUUAGACUCAAGAGCUUUGCGAAUGCCUUCAUCUCAGGCUUUGUUAACUCUUCAUGCUGAUUACAUUGGUGGAGAAAAUGCUAAUUAUCGGAAAUGGUAUUUUGCCACUCAUAUGGACAUGAAUGAUGAUUUGGCCAAUGCAAGAAGUAAAAAAUAUACUCCAGAUCUGAAAGAAGAUAAUCUCAAAGAAAAAUGGAAUCAAUGA